Messenger RNA from Contarinia nasturtii (swede midge), 3428 nucleotides. It is a transcript of the gene Kpc1, whose product is annotated as E3 ubiquitin-protein ligase RNF123. NCBI's taxonomy places the organism in Eukaryota, Metazoa, Arthropoda, Insecta, Diptera, Cecidomyiidae. The record is from RefSeq and is a predicted model, not a curated record. Gene Ontology annotation, molecular function: ubiquitin-protein transferase activity; protein binding. The coding region runs from base 159 to 3428 and encodes 1089 amino acids. Gene Ontology annotation, cellular component: cytoplasm. The transcript is spliced from 10 exons.
GUGAAAGUUGAGUUUGCACGCUUGUGAAAAAUGAUAAUAAAAUACACAUAAAUUCUAAAAAGAACGAUGAUAACGAGUCGAAAAUUUGAGUAGCUGGCAUUUAUUUUUGCCAGGGUGAUUGGUGGUGAUAGUAUCGGUUGAAGUGUGCUCAAAACGUUAUGAAUAUUGCACAAAUAUUACAAAAUUUAUUUGAAGUAUAUCCUUCAUCAACAUGUACACGAAACUUCAAUGACCUGAGCUAUGAAGAGCACGUACAUGAGUUCAGUUCGUGGAUCAAAAAUAAACUCAAUGGUAUUCAACAGCAAUGUGGUUCGAUAAAGGUUUUGUCUGAAGGUCGUUUAGGUCCAUCCAAAGUGGUGUUUGUUGUUGAUGAUCAGAAUGACACUAACCAUUUGGCGAAAAUUUCCAAAGAUAAAUUAACGAUUCAAUCGCAAAGUGCUUUUUGUACGUUGAAAGCGAACUGCUGUGUGUACAAAGGAAAAUGGAUGUAUGAGGUGCAGCUUCGGUCGAAAGGUGUUAUGCAAAUUGGUUGGUGCUCUUCUAAAUGCACAUUCACGCAAGAUACUGGAGUGGGCGACACAAAGAAUAGUUAUGGUUUUGAUGGUAGCAAACAACGUGUAUGGCAUGUGCACACGCGAAAAUAUGGGCCUUAUUGGAGGAGUGGAGACGUAUUUGGUGUUUGUUUAGACAUGGAUGAUGGCAAAAUCGAAUAUUAUCGAAAUGGUGUGGGUUUGGGUGUUGCUUUUGAUGAUGUGAAUCGAGGGCCUGGCAUCGCCCUCUUUCCAGCUAUGUCACUUGCAUUUGAUGAUAGUUUAUCGGCAAAUUUUGGCGGUUCACCAUUUCGGCAUCCCAUUGAAGGAUAUAGUCCAUUGCAAAUGAACCCAGCAGUAAAACUCGAAAAGGCCGAAUUUCUUUUGAAUCAUUUGGUGAAUAUUUCACGCAUUAUUUCAACGAAUCGACCGCAAAAAAUUCGUUCAAACAAAGAUGUUUCGGCUGACACGACAUAUGCAUUACUCGCAUCAUUACUGAUCAACGAACUCGCACCCAUUCUUUGUAAUAGUUAUGUGAUCGAGGAGAAAGUAUUCAAACAUGUGAAGGGCAUGUGCGUGAUUCGGACCAAUAUCGAUUCAAAUAAUGUCAUUUACCCCGGUCUGACCGAAAGUACACUCGGCACGUUUCUUUCACUUCUUUGGAAUUUUCAGAGUGAUAUUAUGAAGUGUUUCUUAAGCAAGUUUGUUAACUUUUUAUCGAGCAUGUAUCGAGAGACUCCGAUUGAUUUGAAUUACGAAAAACAACGAAUUGUAAUUGUUGUAUUGUCAUGCAUUUGCAAUCAUCCGGCUACACGGAAAUAUCUCAUGGAGUACAAAUUCUUCAAAAAAAACUUAUUGCCCAUAUUUUUAUAUAUCAAACCACCGGAUGAGUCGACGUUAGCCGAUUUGAUACCCGAUGAAAAUGUUUGGACGAACGGAAUGGAAACGUCGAAAGACGCAUACAUGAACGACUGUCAAAAAUUGAACACAUGUACCGACGCACUUUAUACGCUUCAGAAAAAUUUAGUGGAAAAAUUGCUAGAUAACACCGAUGGAAAUGAGUUGUCGCCGUCAAGUCGAAAGAUAUUCAUUACAAAACUGCGUAAAUAUAUGGUGGAAAAUAGUGUGGAACAUCGUACGAUCUAUUUUCUCGAAGGCAUUUCGUAUGCACCACCAACACAGCCAGCAGUCGCAUUAUCGUUCUUAUGUAUUUUGCUUGAUGUUCUGAAGAAAUUGUAUGCCAAUGAACUGCCUGAUUGUGAUGCAUUUGUGACACCGCAAACAUUUUACGAUGGAUCACUCAAAUAUUUUCAUUUCGAUCGAGUUGGCGGGGUUCUCACUCAUUUACAACGACACUAUCGACAAGAAUUACAAACACGUCUGGGAAGUGAACACAAUUCAUUUGAAAAUGAAAGCGAUCCCGUUUCGGGCGUUUAUGGCGGCGUUGAACUCAGUGAUAUUUACUCUGCGAUGUUUCUGUUAACGGGUAAUUCUAGAUCUCCGCUCAAUUCACUUCGUUCAUCGGCUGAAGUUCGAUCAUCCGAUUUGUUGAGCGCAUUGAACGGAGGCAUAAACGUAGCCAAUGGAAGUAGUUCAACAUUUACAAAAAUUGCCGAAGCACCAAUCAAACCAGGUGAAGUCAACGCACAAGAUUCACUGAAAAACUUAUUGGACUGUUGCAUUCUGUACUACUAUGCUGUUGCACACAAAUAUAUUAUCAUGAUUGCCGACCUUCGUGACAGUAUUGGAACGUUAUCUGAAAUUCUAUGUGAAACGAAAAUAACUUACGACGUGUUAAUACGAACGAUGGAGACGGUGAGCAGCGACUCGAUGAUUAGUUCAACGCAUGGCGAUGUUCUGAAAGAUCUACACGAUAAAUUGACGGAACGAAGACAAGUGUUUUUGAAACGUUCGACUGAACUGUCCCGCAAACAGGCAUGGUAUCGUUCUGUGGCGUUGGGUAAAUUUCGCCGAAAUUUGUUGUGUUGGAUGUUGAACGCCGUUGUACGUACAUUAAAAGAAGCAUCUGAAGAGGGUGAUUUAUUCGCAUUCGUACCAGAAUUCUAUCUAAAUAUCCUACCCAUUCUAUUGGAUACAAUUAUGGACUUUAGUUUCCAUGACUUGAACCUACAAAAUGACUUAUCAGAUUGCUCCUCGGUUAUAAUGUCGGCGGCUGAAUUUUUAUGUUCUAAAGCAGCAAAUUCACGAGUGGUACUGGCCUCAUGUAAAGACGCUCUACUUCAAGCUCUCGGUACACUGACGUGUCAUGAGGCUGGAAUUCGUGCACUUGAAUCCUGUUCGGCAAUGCAUCAAACUACUCUAAUAAGUUCCUUAUUGCGACCGUAUCAAGGACGGGCUUGGGGCCAAUCGAACUGGCUGAUCCUUCGAUUUUGGCUCGGAUGCGGAUUUUGCUAUCGAGACGGCCGACAUCCGUCGAUUUUUCAAGAUGGUACGCGAACUCCGUCCAAUCUAGGGCUUUUUCGAAGCCGAGGAAAAAAUGGUUCUACUGGUCUAUUGCACCAUAUCGCUCCAAGCAGUCCAAGUGUGCAUUUUCAGCAAUUGAUAGCCGAAUUGCUUAUGAAAGAUGAACCGUUUAGCACCACACUGAUUAAUUCAAUCUUGUCGCAAUUGAAUUGGGCAUUCUCUGAAUUCGUGCUACUUUUGCAAGAAAUCCAAAAUGGAAUGCAACGUCAAGAUCGAUCGAAUGCCGCUUACGAAUCAAGACAGUCGAAAAUAUGUUCCAUGUGCUUUGAGCUUACCGUCUCCUUAAUGCGAACGCUUGAAAUGAUGAUUAAUAUAGCGCCGGCUGUUUUUGUCGAUGCAGAACGACCCAAUAGUAUAACAUUAUUGAAUCGUGUAUGCCAAUUAAUCAGUCAAAGCAGUAUAAAUACUGAAUAA